CCAGUCUCGCCUCCGUCGUUCCCGUCGCUCUACCGAGGUUCCUUCUGAUUGGCUGCGCGGAGAGAACGAGCUCUUUUCAGCCCACCCACCGCUGAUUAUAGGGACUCUUGCUGACUUCUCUCUUUCCUGCCUUGCAUUGAGUCUGGGACCUGGCCCCGGGGCUGAACGGCACAUACACACACACACACGCACACAGAGAGCGCGCAUCAUGGCAGCUACCCACAGCGAGUACAGAGGCUACCUGCGGAACACCGUCGACAUCGAGGCAGGGCAGCACCGCUUCCACCCGGUGCAGAGCUCGGAGCACACUUACCGGCCGCUCCUAUUCGGGACCCUCGCUGUUAUGGGAUUGCUUCAGGUGGCUUCCAGCGUGGCGAUCUUAUUACACCUGACGGGUUACCUGCAAGAGGUAGAUUUGUCCUCAGCCCCACAUCGGCCAAUAGAGGAAGUACAGACGGAGCCGGUGCUGAACGCGUUGAGAGACACGAGGAAAAAAGGACGGUGCAAAACCUCCAAAGAGAGCCUGCCAUCAGCUCAUCUACCAAUUGGAGAGACCAAGGAGUACUCAAAGAAGGGUCUAACGAAGGCCAUCACCAUCGACUGGGACGAGGAGCACGGAUACCGCAACAGAAUGGGCUACCAGAGGGGGAAACUGCUGGUGAUGGAGUCGGGUUUCUACUAUAUUUACGCCAAGACCUGCUUCCGCUACUACAGACCGGAGGAAAGCAGUUUGGCCGGGCUCCCACCGGUGGAUGUGAGCAACACCCAGCUCAUCCAGUAUGUCUACCACGAGAGCAUCAAACAGAACAGCAAGUCCAUGGUGCUGAUGAAAACGGGCAGCACUAUGCGCUGGAACAUCACGACCUAUAACAUGUACUGCGCCCAGCAGGGCCGAGGGGUCCGCCUGGACGAGGGGGACGCCUUGUACGUCAACGUGUCCAAUGCUUGGAUGCUGGACCCGGAGGGAGAAGGGACGUAUUUUGGUGCCAUAAAGUUGGGUAACUGAAAGUGAAAACACGUGGGGAGCAGACAUGCUACUGAACAUUUGAUAUGCCAAAGAACCACUGUUAGCGAUUUACCACGUUGACUUGUCUUGUUCGUGUUGUUGUUGUUGUUUUUUUACAUCGCUCUUCACCAAAUCGGCGAGUCAUAUAUGAGAAAAAGAAUGGAAAAAGGUCGUCACCUUUUUAACAUCUUGUCUUGCUUUUUUUUUUUGUAUUGUGUCUGGUGUUGAGAAAUGUCAAUACAUUUCAGUUCAUAUUACCACAUUUAGACUUAAGCACAGACAUGUGUUGCACUAAUUAAACAAAUCACAAGGGAGCGACUUAGGAAGCAAGUUUGUUGGCAAGAAGUGCAGUGAGAAAAGAUUUAUCAAUGUUGAUUGUUGGGGGGGGGGCACAAAGAGUGCUGUAGCUGAUGCAGCAUCUGCUUGUACUUAGCAGAUUAUCACAGAAUAAAAUUAAUUCCCAGGUCGGCCUCUGACCCACGGCAGUGAAUCCACAAAUGUUUUCCUGAAAGGUUUGGUGGGUGUGAACGAGGCGUCCUCACCAGUAAGUAACUCAACGGUGUAAUUGGAAACAGGCAGUUAGACGGUGAGUUAUAUCACCCUCAGAGUCUCCUAAAGAUUCACUUUGACGCCGACGUUGUUUCUUUAAGCAACAAAAGCAGCUUAAGAAGAAGGUUGUGUGUGUGUGUGUGUGUGUGUAUGUGCGCGCGCUCUCCAAACACUCAACAAGUAUUCCAUUUUUCUGUCUGAGAGCGGCCUGCUUCACCGAAGGCGACUACGCGACAAUGUCAUUACAAACCGAGAGAGGGAAUGAAAUCUGUCUGUUAUGUUUAUGACGAUGGACAAACGAUGCAGAUAGCUGGACUGUCUGACCAUAAAUUACACGAAUAGACUCUUGUCUUUAACUAGACGGACCGAAUUGAGUUUGGUUCAUCUUUAACUUAAAUGUUUUGUUUUUCAUUUGGCUCUUCAGUGAGGUCAAUGGGAAUAUGCACUAAAUAUUUAUUUAUUAGCUAUAGAAGUACAGAGACGGGUCAUUUUUGAAGUGACCUAUCGGCUGUAAAAAAAAUCAUUUAUAUUUUAUCUCUGUGUGACAUUCAUUAUGCAGCACUUAGAGAGGAUAUAGUAGACACGCUUUUUUUGUAAUAAAAACACAGGGGCUUCAUUUUAAAUUCCAUAUUUAUGUAUCUUGAUUUUGACAAUUCUGUGUGCACUUACCUAGCCAAAAGCAAUAUGGAUAUAUUGUUUCUUCUACAAGAUUGUAGCAUACCUGUAAGAUCUUCAUCUGAUAGAUUCCU
Messenger RNA from Cyclopterus lumpus (lumpfish), 2304 nucleotides. It is a transcript of the gene tnfsf11, whose product is annotated as TNF superfamily member 11. Gene Ontology annotation, molecular function: tumor necrosis factor receptor binding. Gene Ontology annotation, biological process: immune response. Gene Ontology annotation, cellular component: membrane. The coding region runs from base 209 to 1006 and encodes 265 amino acids. The record is from RefSeq and is a predicted model, not a curated record. The transcript is spliced from 4 exons. Lineage: Eukaryota; Metazoa; Chordata; Actinopteri; Perciformes; Cyclopteridae.